AUUUGACUUUUUUUUACUCUUUUUAAAAGUAAAUAAUUUUAUAUAUAAAGCAACAUGAACAACGAUCGUCGUAAAAUUGAUGAUGUCAAUAGAUUGUUAGAGUUAAAUUAUGAAAUAACACCGAUUAAAGGAGUUGAUGUUUUCCAUAUCAUUUUUCGUGGUCCGCAGAGCUCUUUUUAUAAAAAUGGAGUUUGGAAAAUUCGAGUAUCGUUGCCGGCAAACUAUCCCCAAAGUCCACCAAGUAUUACUUUUCUGAAUCAAAUUUAUCAUCCAAAUAUUGAUGCAUUAUGUGGUAAAGUAUGCUUGGAUGUCAUAUCGAAUGCUUGGCGUUCCAAUUACAAUUUGCAUAACGUAUUUUCGCAUUUUCUACCAUCACUUUUACAAGAACCAAAUGCUACUGAUCCACUUAAUUUGAAAGCAGCUGAUAUGUUUUCUAGUGAACCGAAAGAGUUUCAAGAAAUGGUUACUAAUUAUAUUAACCAUUAUGCUACUGAAGCAAUUGUUCGUCAGGAUUAUAAGAGCAACGAUUCCGAUGAUGAAUAUAUGAGCGAUACUGAUGUGAACGACGCCGAAACUUCUAGUGCAACUAGUGACAUCGAAAACAAUUAAGAACAAAAUGUUGGUCAAUAAAUUUAAUUUUUUUAUUGGAAUUAUUAUUGUUAUUAUAAAUAAUUUCUCUAUUUUAUAUCCAUAGCUUAAGCGUCAAUCUAUGUUGUACGGUGUGGCAAAUGCAAUAAAUGAAUAAUAUAUCUCUA
This is a messenger RNA of Teleopsis dalmanni, 755 nucleotides long. Its product is annotated as ubiquitin-conjugating enzyme E2 H-like. Gene Ontology annotation, cellular component: nucleus. The coding region runs from base 55 to 609 and encodes 184 amino acids. The record is from RefSeq and is a predicted model, not a curated record. NCBI's taxonomy places the organism in Eukaryota, Metazoa, Arthropoda, Insecta, Diptera, Diopsidae. The transcript has a single exon. Gene Ontology annotation, molecular function: ubiquitin conjugating enzyme activity. Gene Ontology annotation, biological process: protein polyubiquitination; ubiquitin-dependent protein catabolic process.